UCGCAAAACACAUCAAAACAUAGUCGACUUCGUUCUCUGCCUAGUGGUAAAAAUAUUAAAAUUACAAUAAAAAAAUCAAAAAAAUCAUCCCAAUAAGAAAAAAGAAUUAAUAUUAAUUACUUGUCGAUGUGUGACGUCAAAGAAAUAUAAGAAAUAUACAAACAAUAAGAAAGUGUAUUUAUGUGUGUUUAUGAUAAAUAGAAGAAAUUGUGAACAGAAUUGAAAACAGAAAACUGGACACGCAACCACCAACAGACAAAUUGUCGAAUGGCUGGAUUUUAGGUGAAUUGUGUUUCGACGACGGCGACGAAGGGAAAGAUGUUGAUGACGGUCGUUUAUUGAGGAGGUGGUAGGUGGUGGAGCAGCCAGACAGACCGAUAAAUUGUUGAUAGAAGAGUAGAGGGUCAGCUGAGACGGAACGACAGACAUCAGCAGGGUGAGAAUUAGAAGGAAGACCUUGAAAAUCAAAAACUCGCAUAAACAACGAAACGAAUAGAACACAAUAGAAACGAAUUAAAAAAAGAAAGCGAAGAAGAAAUCAGUUUAAACAAAAUAGAGUAAGGCGACGACGACGACGAAAACAACAUAAAAAUCAUCGUAGCAGCAGCGACAGCAACAACAUCUAUGAAAAAAUACGAAUAAAAGCGAUAAGAAGGUAGAAGAGAAACAAAUAAAUACACAAUAUUUAUUUAAAUUUCCAUGACGAAAGCGGAGGGAUGAACAUAGUUGAUGAUAAAAUUCAGUACGCAUAAACAAAACAGAAAUUGGAAGUAGAGACAAAACGAAAUUCGAAGAAAAACAUCACCUCCGCUGCCGACGACCGCCUCUUCUCUAAAGUCUUGCCGAAGCUUUGGUGGCCGAGAGCUGCUGGUGCGCGAGCAAGCAACAGUGAAAACAACAAAAUAAUUUCUAUUGCUCCAAGUAGAAUGGACAUUAUGCCAUCCCAAUCGAUUGUGCAUCAUCCCUUUAAUAUAGUAGUCAAUACUGCCAUGGCCAAUUCGUCCGACAACUCCACACCCACUUCGCCAGUGACACCAACCAUUAUUUCGCCCACAGCAACAGUCGAUACGAAUUCCUCUACAACCAUAAAUGGACGCGAGGCCCGUAAUUUGGCCGAAAAACAACGUCGCGACAAACUGAAUGCCAGCAUAAAUGAAUUGGCAAAAAUGGUGCCACAUGUGGCCGAUUGUCCACGACGUCUAGAUAAAACUGCAGUAUUACGAUUUGCCACCCAUGGCCUAAGACUGCAGUAUGUAUUUGGAAAGGCGGCUGCUGCUCGCAAGCGAACCCUAUUUAAGGGUGAUAAUCACAAUGUAACCGAUGCCCUGUUGCAGCUAAUCGAUAGCUUCUUCAUAACGCUCACCUGUCACGGACAAAUAGUAUUGAUUUCUUCAAGUGUUGAACAACUAUUGGGUCAUUGUCAGUCCGAUUUGUAUGGACAAAAUUUAUUGCAAAUUACCCAUCCUGAAGAUCACGAGCUGUUGAGGCAACAACUCAUUCCCAAUGAUAUUGAGUCCUUAUUUAUGGAUUAUCAUCAUCACCACCACCAUCAAAGUACAGCUGCGCAAUCUCAAAUAAAUAAACCACAUUAUCACCAGCAAUGUUCCUAUACAACACAUCACCACCAUGGCCAUCAUGCACCUGCACCGAAUUCACCUCACCAACAUCAUGCGCAUACGCAGUAUACCACGCCAACGCAUGCGCAACAGAAUGAUAUACAAAACGAUGAGAAUUAUUUAAAGCAAAUAGAUGAGAAGUUACGAUUAGAUAAGAGAAGUUUUACAGUGCGUCUUGCGCGAGCCUCAACACGUUCCGAGUCGAAAAAAGUUUAUGAGUGUGUUAAAAUCGAUGGCUGCUUCCGGCGCAGUGAUUACUCGGCCAUAGCAACAGGUGCCAGUAGUUAUCCUAUUGUUUCGCAAUUAAUACGGCGUUCACGAAGUGCUGCUUCUUCGGCGCAUAUGAGUGCUGGUGGUGCCAGCGGUGCUGGGGGAACUAUGGGUGGUGCAGCUACAUUCAUACCACAUCUUUUGCCACAUGAUGCCAUAGCGCAGGCCGCCCUACACGGUGUCAGCGGUAAUGAUAUUGUUUUGGUAGCAAUGGCCCGAAUUAUACGUCCAGCGAAAAUUAUCAAUUAUCCAUUGGAGGCAAAUCGUUUGGAAUAUAAAACACGACAUUUAAUCGAUGGACGUAUUAUUGAUUGUGAUCAUCGUAUUGGUUUGGUAGCUGGCUAUUUACAAGAAGAGGUUCGCAAUUUGAGUCCCUUUUCGUUUAUGCAUCAGGAUGAUGUACGUUGGGUAAUUGUGGCCCUACGUCAAAUGUACGACUGCAACAGUGAUACCGGUGAAAGUUUCUAUCGUUUACUUUCACGAAAUGGCAAUUUCAUUUACCUUCGAACCCGAGGUUAUUUAGAAAUUGAUCGUGCUACUAACAAGGUACAUUCAUUUGUCUGUGUCAACACUCUGCUGGACGAGGAGGAGGGUCGGAGAAAAGUGCAAGAAAUGAAAAAUAAAUUUUCAAUUAUUAUUAAUGCCAAAGUUCCAACGGGAACAGUGCAAGAUGCUACCGCCUCACAGAAUCCACAACAACUGGAAAAGAUCGUUUUAUAUUUAAUUGAAAACCUACAAAAACGACAAACAAAUACCUGUGUUGUGGAUGAAAUUCAUUCAGAAGACGAUGUUAAGCGGCAUACCAGUACACCGCCACUGGCUUUGGUGCCACCCGAACCAUCAUCGGUGAAAAAUUCAAUAUCAAAAUCGGUUAGUGUGGUAAUUGCAACGGCAGCGAAAAGUCUAGUCUUGAAAUCUAAUGCCCAACAACAGAGUCCAAGAGGCAAUGAGACCACAUCGUCGGCCUCAGAGGAUGGUGAUCAGGCCAAUACAUCGACAGAAACAAUUGAUACUGGUUAUGAAUCACCCACUACAGCACCUCAGCGUCCCAGUGUUUUACAAAUGCGUAGCAACAGUAGUAGUAGCACCAGCAGCAGUAUGUGCCAAGAUACUAACGCAAGCGAAUUAAAUAUCCCUCACACACCUGAAACUCUUGAAACUGCUCAAACAACAAUAACGCAACAAAAACAACAACCUGAUAGAUAUAAUUCUCAAACGUCAGUUCUAAAACGUUUGCAUUCAACAACAGCCACAACAACAGACCCCGUGGAAAUUGAUGCCCAUCCAGCCACAAAACGACGUCCCUCCAGACUGUCACCAUUGUCUCUUAUGUCUGAAACAACAAUGUCCUCUCCCCAAUCAACAUCUUGUAUUUCUCCUGCCAUCAAAAGUGAUAAUAGUUCCGAUAUUCACAAUUUCAUUAACGAUUCAUUACGCCAUGUCGGUGAUACAUUGAGUCACAUUGACGUCCAAACAUCAAAUUUACUGCAACAUCGCAGCGUUACAUUGGCCGCAACAGACCUCAACAGCCAAUUGGAUGCAAUUAUUGUGGAACAACAAAAACAAAAUGACUUUUUAGUAAACAUCAAAAACGAGUAUGUCUAUAAAAAACAAUUUGUAAAAUCAUCGCCCAAUCGAACAGAAGAAGAUGUUUCUUCGCCUGAAAAUUGUUAGUUAUACAAAACAAAAACAACAAAGAAAAAAUAAUUAAUUACUUAUUUAUAAUGAUAAAAGGUGUUUUGUAUGUAAGUAACUUAUUAUAUACAUAUUGUUAAAAUUUAUACAUAAAUAACUUAUAUAUUUAAAAUUCUAUGUAAGUUUUGUUUAAAUAUAUAUAUUUUUUUGAUUUCCUUAAAAGCACUGUGCCGUAAUGACCCAAUAAUGGAACGAACUUUUAACAAUUCUUCCAUCGACAUAACUGAGAAUUUCUUCUAAAUAUUUCAGAGGAAAUGAAAUUUGAAGUUUGAGAUAUUAAUGUGAGAGAGACUUCAUUUUCUUUUAAAUACACAUCGCAAACCUAUUCAAAGAGUAUCUUAACGCAAUAUUGUCUAUUUUACAGGAAACGCAUUUAUCUCAUUUGGACAAAUUAUAAACAGAUGAUAACUCAUUUUAUAUCAUCGCCGCAGUUCAAAUGCCAAAGUAGUUUCAUAUCAUGAAUAAUGUGGCAUCGACAUGUAACAUAUUAUGUAAUUGAGAAAAUUAUGAUCCAAGAUAAAUAUGUUCUAGAUAUCAAUAUAAAAUUUGUACAAAAUAUGAAAUAGAACAUGGACUACAAUUUUGCAUGGAUAACAAAGCAUGGAUAAGCAAAAAACUAAAAAGUUUUGCUUAAAAAUACCACUCAAAGUAUUCAGGUUAUUUUCAUUGCAAAUUCUAACGGGGUUGUAAGGUACGGUGCAUAUGUUUUGCAAUUUUUUUUAUCUAUGGAUCCAUAUAUAAAUUUCAUAUAUUUUUCAACAAUAAAAUUUAUUUAAACUAUGUUAUGAAAUUUAUAGUAUAAUAUUAAAAAACAUAUUUUUCAAUUUAUAUAAAAAUUAUAUUGCAAUUCCUUAAAUAAUAUUCAUAAGUUUUUUUUCUUUUUUUAACAUUGAAAUAUGGAAAUUUUAUAUAUGGGUACAAGAAAAUUGAUAAAUAUACAUAAAUGUUUAUAAAACAAAACUUUACGACCAAUAUCUUAAAGAGAAGAUAAUUUUGUGUAUAUCAAUUAUAAAUGUCAUUGUUAUAUCUAAAACAAUAAUAUUACAAUAUUAAUACAAGUUUUAUGAGCAAUUUCAAAAAGCAUUCGAAAAUGAAAUUGGUUUAAACGGCACUAGAAUUCGAAAUGUUUAAUAUGAAUUUUAAAAGAGGAAGGGUGUCAAAUGAAAUUAGAGAUUGUGGUUUAUGUUGGUUUAAAACUUCAAAAGCAAACACCCAAAUGCAACGUUUUAAAAUGCUGUACCAAUUUUAUAUUAUUUUCGAUAGAUUGCCAUUGCCGAUAAAAUUUUUAACUCCUAUGUUUCCUUUGUCUUCAAUAAUAAUAUUGUAAAUAGUGAUUUUUUUUCUUUAUAUAGAGCUCGAAACUUGUUAUUUUCAUAUAGAGUAUAUUUAAAAAAAUAUUUCUUUUUAAAAUGUUUGAGAGUUUAAUCUCUUUUUGGGAACUUUGUACAAAAUAGUAAAUAACAACAAAAAUACAAAACAAAAAUCCUUAA
Musca domestica (house fly) is the source of this 5071-nucleotide messenger RNA. RefSeq lists its product as uncharacterized. NCBI's taxonomy places the organism in Eukaryota, Metazoa, Arthropoda, Insecta, Diptera, Muscidae. The record is from RefSeq and is a predicted model, not a curated record. Gene Ontology annotation, cellular component: cytoplasm; aryl hydrocarbon receptor complex; transcription regulator complex. Gene Ontology annotation, molecular function: protein dimerization activity; DNA-binding transcription factor activity, RNA polymerase II-specific; RNA polymerase II cis-regulatory region sequence-specific DNA binding. Bases 927 to 3560 code for a protein of 877 amino acids. The transcript has 2 exons. Gene Ontology annotation, biological process: regulation of transcription by RNA polymerase II.